Molecule: messenger RNA, 7208 nt
Organism: Anguilla anguilla (European eel)
Lineage: Eukaryota; Metazoa; Chordata; Actinopteri; Anguilliformes; Anguillidae
Gene: bcorl1
Product: BCL6 corepressor-like 1
Exons: 14
Coding region: 363-4898 (1511 amino acids)
Biological process (GO): negative regulation of transcription by RNA polymerase II
Cellular component (GO): nucleus
Molecular function (GO): transcription corepressor activity; protein binding
Source: RefSeq, a predicted model, not a curated record
CAAGGGUCUCUGCUCCUCGUGUUAAUUUCGCUGCAAUGUGAGAACUACAUAGCCACCUUUUCAAGCUCAUUUCUUUCCCCACUUCGAGAGAUACGGUACGGACUGUCUUGACGAAACCCCCCGGACUUUCAGAACCGAAAACGAUCGAGAUUAGUGAACUGCAACGGACUUGGACCGAAAGACACGGAAUUCACUUGUACAUUGAUGCAUUCUUUCAAUUUGUGCACUAUACAAACGGGAAUUUCGUGAGAAGUGCAAUUUGUUCUUACUAGUGCAGUGCAGCUCCGUGUACAGAAGAAGCAUUCGCCAAUACAGGCCUGAGAUCAGCGACUCCUAAGGAAUGUUGUGUUAACAGCACUCUUAUGCAGGUGGAUCCUACUUCGAUGAAUGUAGGGGAUGGAAGCCCAGUGAUCAAAGAGACUGGUGCUCCGAACAGGGCAUCUGUGAGCAUGGUGGGGAACCCACCCCAGACACUGCCCCCAGAACUCAGGGGAGAUGGGCCUCUCAGCCAGCAAACCACCAUAGCAACUGCAAUGGACUGCAAAGCUUCAGAUUUUUCUUCAGAAGACAGUGGUCUGAAUCCUCGUCCAGAAGUUCCCUCUUGUCCCCAGCAUGAAGGUGCCCUAUUGAUAGGCCCCGCCCCUGUGAACGUUGCAUCGUUGCGCAAGACCGUAGAGGUGCCCAAGCCUGCUGUGGAUGGCUCUCCAAGUUUUCCCACACAGCAAUGGACGUGUAGCAAAAAACCACCUCCGAACUCAAGUCAUGGUGGCGUGACCCCAAGCAAGAGGACAAACUCGCAGGCCCAGUCUGUCAUCAGCCUUCCGGCGGGUUUCCAGUGCUCUUCGCUUUUCAAACCAGGCCAGCCAGUCGCCUUCCUUCCAUCCGCUACCUUCAGCCCCCCGCUGUGCAAGAUCACCCUGCCCCCUGGCUUGGGCCAGAUUGCGGCUCUGAGGGAGACCGCAGGCAGCCAGCUUCAUGUAGAGUGCCGGCCACAGACAUCAAGCUCUGGCGUUGCCCCAAACCUCCAGACCUACCCUUACCACUUCUCUGUGGCCAAAGCCCCUGCACCCGAAGCCCGGCCGCCUUCAACAGCAGCACAUAAAAACAAGCAUGGGCCUGUCUCUGGCAGCAAGAAUUCCAAUGCGGGAGCAGAACACAGCUCACCCCUGCAUUCCGUGGCCUCGCCCAUCACUGCUCGGCCACUGAAGCAGUUGACGUCGGGCCUUGCUCCUCCACCCCCUGUUUCAGUGUCUCCCCCCACCCCUCCAGCCAUUGUCUCCACACACAGUAGGCUGCUGAACCACUUGGAGAAGAGCCCGUCUCACCAAGGUAUGGGCAAGGCACCCGCAGUGUGCUCAAGACUCAAGGCUCAAUGUGCUGUUGUGCACGGACAUACAGUUACUGAAGUGAGGGAUGUGCCCCUUGACUUGUCGUCAAAAUCAAAACGUCCUAAAACCACUAAGGAACCUCAAGACGCCUCCUCAGCCGCAGAGUGCCACCUUUCAGAGGAUGGUAAGGGAGGUGAUCCCAUCCCUCCAAAGAGGGCUGUGCCUGCUACUUUUGGGCUUGGAGGUCCUCUCUCCAUCUUCCCAGAAACCCUGAGAAAUGGCGCCCCUCCAAAGCAAGCCUCACGACUCCCGAAUCAUCAGGCCCACAAACCAUCGACGCCCUGGGCUAAAGGUUCGAACAGCUCCACUAGCAACUUAGCUGGCACCUAUGUGGGUGUGGCCAGCCCCAUAUUAGCCUCCACAUUGCGCAGCAAGGAUGGGAAAGGUGCAUUUGUGGAAGAUCUCCAGAGCACUGCUAAACAGGUGACUAUUUCUAUUAUUGACCAAGGGGAGCAGCAGGUCUCUAGAGCUAUGAAGGGACCAUCUGUAGUGAAGGACGCCCAGCACACCCUUGGAUCCAAGUAUUCCGACAAUGCCUGUGUACCCAGAACACAGGUUGGUACACCUACUACACCUAAAGAUAGCAUCACUACAGUUUUGUCCAUCUCUCCUGGCUCGAAUCCUCACUGUAAGCUCAGUGGUGGGAAAACAAUGGUUACACUUUCUCCCACCAUUGACAAUCCUGCACGGAACCAGCCAGUUCCUCUUCCCCACCAAGGGUCUACAGUCAAGCAGAAGAUGAUCCAGGUGACUCCCAAGUUACGGGUGACUGUGGGUUGCAAAGGCCCUCAGAGCAGUCACCCAAGCCCAUCCAAGAUGGCUGAGAAAAAGUGGGGGAAAACAAAGUCUCCUCUCUCAAAUCUUGAGUCCAUAGUGAAGCAAAAGGCACUGGAGACAUCUGCGCUUGGUGAUGAAGGGUGUUGUAAUGCAGCCUCAGCCGGGCUGAGAAAGCCUGAGGUAGCGAACAUGAAUUUCAGACCCCAGGAUACUCCGUCCAGUGGAUUCCCACCAUUCAGGCCUAUGAAGAGAAGAGAGGGAAAAGUCAAGACCGAUUCCACAGAGGGAAUGCCUGCUAAGAACUCCGGCAAACAAGAAAAUGGGAGCAUCGCUGAGCCCAGAGAGAAGAGCACUGAGAAACGCAUUGAGGAAAACGGAGGAAGUGAAGAGCGCUCUGGUAGCUCAAAACUUGUUGCCCAAGCUCAACUACUGGGUGGUAGUGGUCAAGUUGACAAAAACGGCGUCAAAACAAAAUUGCGAAGGGAUGAGGAGAAGCCGGUGCCUGAGACCCUCUCUCCUUGUGUGAAACUGGAGGGAAUGGCUUUAUCCAUCCUCAAGGGUCCAAAUCCAGAUGUGGCUGAACGGGGGAAAGAAUUGACUGCAACCAGAGAGACACCCCCUUCCAAAGGUGGAGUCACUGUUAACAAAUACAAGAAAGUCAGUCAGAGUAAGGCUGACAAAUCAUCUGUGGUGUCCUCAAAAAAGAUGGUGAGGAGCUUAAAGAGAUCACGCGAAAAGGAGGACAGCACUUCAGAGUGGCCUCAUCGCCGAAAAAAGAAACAAGGGGCACCUGUGCUGAAGUCUGGCCAGCUGGACGUGGCUACAUCCCCACCGACCGAGGAGCGGGAGAAGGCGGGCAGUGAAUGGAGCAACCUCACUGAUGUGGCACGGCCGCCUCACAUCAAAGCAGGUAAUGAGGGCAGGUCUGCGGUGGACGCUCCGGCUUUGCAAGGCAGCCCCGGCUGGUUGAAUAAGGAGGCGGGGCCCGUGGCAAGCUGCCCACCCAGGCAGAAGAGGGGGCGGCGGCCCGCAGAAAAGAAUCGGCCCCCUGCCGCCAAGGUCCCUCCUCCCGCCCCGCAAACCGGCGAAGUCCGGCGAAAGAGGGGCAGGCCACGCACCAACCCGCUGCCUGACCAAGGGUGCGUGGGGACGGCAAAACCCACGCCCGCUGUCGCUGAGGAAGACGCCUGCCCGAGGAAGAAGAGGAAGCGACGCAGGAACAGGAAGUACCAGAAUGGGGAGUAUAUCAUGGAGAGAGACAAGGCUGGAGAAGAGGAAGGGAGGUGUGUCGCGACACGACCAGCAACCCGGGCUGGGACAGAUCAGAAGAUUGGGUUGUAUCCGCGACUCAGUGCCACGCUGACGUGUCGGGGUGCCAGCCCGGACAGGACCCCCAGGAGGCCCCUGCAGACCCGCUCGGGUUCAGCGCGUCACUCGGAACGUCCCGCCUCCCCCGAGCCCCAGGACAAACCCUCGGGGAAGAGGAAGUUCAAAAGCAAGCACCUGUGUGACACCGAGGAGAGGAAGUUCAAGCCCAAACGUGGCAGCUCCGGAAAGCGCUCCGCCCCCCUGGUCUCCAAUAGCGACUGCUCUCCUGUGAAGAAGCCUCCUGACCUUCCCACCCCUCUCAGGGGACGUCCGUCUCCCUCCGCGGCCAGGAGAGGCGGCGUGGGGAGGGGCCGGACCCCGGAGUCUCCCCCCGGCCGUCCCGUCCCCCCGGAGGUCCGACGGCUCAUCGUCAAUAAGAACGCCGGCGAGACCCUGCUUCAGAGAGCCGCCAGAUUGGGCUACCAGGAGGUGGUGCUGUACUGUUUGGAGAAGGAUGAGCGGGAGGUGAAUCGCCGUGACAACGCGGGCUACACGGCGCUCCACGAGGCCUGUGCCAGAGGCUGGACCCAGAUCGUUCAGGUGCUGCUGGAGCACGGAGCCGACGUAAACUGCAGCGCACAGGACGGCACACGGCCAAUUCAUGAUGCGGUGGCGAGCGACAACCUGCCGGCGGUGUGGAUGCUGCUGAAUCGAGGGGCGGACCCUACGCUGGCCACCUACUCCGGACAGACCGCCGUCAAACUCGCUCAGAGCAGCAGCAUGAAGACCUUCCUCAGCGAAUACUUUGCGGAUUUGGAAGGGCGUAACGGGCAGGAUCCCAGCAUGCACUGGGAGUUCUACAGCAGUGCUGUGUUUGAAGCCGGACAGGAGGCAUGCUGGGACUUCCUGCUCUCGUUCCCUGAGGUGGAGGAGGGGCGGAAGGAGGCGAGAGCAGAGGACGACUGCUUCCUGUUUGAGUUUUCCUCAGAGCCCCUGUUACCCUGUUACCACGUCCAGGUGUCACUGUCACAGGGCUUCUGCAAUUGGUUCCUGCUGUCGGACGUCCUGAAGCGGCUCAAGAUGUCCGCUCGGAUAUUCCGGGCGCGGUACCCUCACCUGGAAGUGGUGAGCAUCUCGUGGGCGGAGCUGUGCAGGCAGGUGUCCAUCAGUCAGGUGACGCCGGCCCCGGAGGACCCCCGGGCGGGGGAGGACGAGGACGCGGGCGGACAGGUGGAGCUGGUGCGUUGCGUGACGGAACUGCAGGAGCUGCUGGGCUCCUCUCUGCACUUCCUGGAGGCGGAGUCUUCGGACACGCCCGGGCCCCUGGGGUGCCAGCCUCCCACAGCCACCCUAAUCUGCCCAAAAGCGGAUUCCAGUUCCCAGUCCUCCAAGAGUAAGAAAUCACACAAAAAGGAGGAAAGGUGAGAGAUCGCCUGUCUGGUGUGCUGAGGUGCUGCCGUGGCAACAAUGAUGCACAGAUACAGACAGUGUUUUUCACGUUAGCAGGGAGAUGCAAACCUCUGGACGUGUACAUUUCUGAAUAUUAGUUCAGGGUGGCAUGUGUCACAUGACACAUCUUGGUCUCCUUGCAGUGAAGACUUAAUGCUAGAGACUGACUGCUACGUUACCAUCCUGUGGAGAAGAAUUCGUGGUAGGGACAGUUGAACUUUCACGUUUCAAUCCUGUAGGUAUUUUUCAGUAUCCAAUAAAUGUUUUAAAACCUUUUUUAUAUGCUUAUAUGUAUAUAGAAUUAUUAUAUAUGUAUAUCUUGCCAUCAGGGUUAACACAUUUUGGACUGUAAUGUAUAAUAUUGUAAUGUACUGUUGAUAUGACAAGGUUUUUGUGGGUGUUUGUUUUUGAGAAAAACCGAAUGUUUUCAGAGAUAAUCCCAGUCUUUUAUCUUGGUAAACUCUUAUGUGCAGCUAAGAGGCUUAAGCUCAGCCAACUGGUCAGAGGGCCAUUGGGCCAGAUGGGUUCUCUGCUAACCAGUGAAAUCCAUGUUCAAGAACACCCCCCCCCGCCCCCCACCGUAGCCAACCACACGCCCCUCAGGUCACUGGGUCAGUAUUUGCUCACAGACCACGUUCCUGUACAGUUUGAAGUUGUAUGUGUUUUUGCCCAGUCUGUGAUGGUAUUAAUUCCACUUUGGAAGAAGCAUCUCAAAAAAAAAAAAAAAGACAAAAGUGGUUCUUUCUGACUGAUAACCAAAAAAGGGUUUUCUUUAUAAAUGAAUGUUCUGCUUCCCACUGAUCUCCUUCAGUGUCUGCAUUUAAGUUAUUGUAAGAAAGGCCACUCCUGCCCCUCCCCCAAAUAGAUGAUAUGCCUGUAGAUCAAUAAGCAUUUAUAGAUUAGCGCAGAUGUAGGGCUUGAUCGCACUGUCUUAAUGCAGUCAAGUUCUUCCUGUGAUUCACCCCCCCCUCAUGUAUAACGGUGGGAAACCCUUGCAAAUGCUUGACGUUCUUUCAGUUCCCCAAGUACAGAUGGGAUGGGUUCCUCGCAUGCUGGUGUGACAUGGCUGCACCCUGCACCUUAGACUGGGAAGAACAAAUGACCUUGUGUGAACCCUCCAAUCACCUUGACCCGUCCUGGCGUAAUGAUUUUGGCCAUGGCCGAUGGAAGCCGAUGUGUGUUUUAUUUUUAAAUGGUCAGUUGGUGUCCUUGCUUAAUUUUAUUAUUAUUAUUAUUAUUAUUAUUAUUAUUAUUAUUAUUAUCUAUUGGGCCCCUGAAAGCUUUUCAUCCCCCUCCCUGCUUGUGGGUGGGUCUGAUUACCACUACUAAUAAUAAUAACAACAAUAAUAAUAAUUAUAAUUAACUUGUUCCUUAUCCUGGCAAAAAAAUGAUUUAAUAGGACUUUGAAUGUUUGGUGCUUUAUUUGAAGUGUGUGUAUUAUAACUGUUUUCCCCUCCUUGCAUACAGUAUUUUAAUAUGCAAAAGUACAGUUUUAAUGUACUGGUGCUAAGCUAUAUUUUGUGUUGACAAUCAGUGUUUUGUUUUAAUCGCCGAUGAUAUUUAAAAUGAAGAAAAACAACGUAGUAAAUGAUCAUUUUAGUACCUCUUCCUGUGGUGGAGUUGUGAGGUGUACAGCUGUACCCCCAAGGAGGACUUUUGGACAAUGUAGUGUUCAUGAGACCUGUCGAAAAUAGAAGGAAUCCUUUUAUUUGACCCUUAUUUAAAAAAAAUCAGAAUAAAGCAUGAUUGUGAAGUCUGGUCUUCAGGUGUUCUGUAAAAUGUAUUGUAUAAAUUGCUUUGUUUAAAAAAAUGUUUUGUCAUUUUUUUCCAACAUGUAUCAUACCGUACACAAUACCUAAUUCAUUGGUAUAUUACUGCUAAGUACUGCUGACCUGUAGCCCUGCAGCCUGGAGCUAAGCUGGGUAGGUUUGUUUUAGCAAAGUUUAUCUACGAUCUCUGGAUGGGGCUUGAUUUUUUUUUUCUCCUGAAGAUAAGACGGGAUUAAAUGAUGUGAUCCUGGCCUAAAACCUGGGUUCUCCAUCUUGGGGGAGCUAAAAUGCUUAGCUGAAGUUUAGCAAAGGUAAGAAACUGAUUUAAUAAUGGUUCAACUAAUUUGGUCAACAAUGCUGUAAUCAGAAACAUUUCAGUUACAGUUCAAUUUAGAACCUGAACCUGAACUGAGAAUUGUUUACAUCGGGGAAACAGAACAGGGCCCUACUAACUGUCUAAAAAUGUGUCUAUUUUAGGACCUUAGAAUUAUUGGGUUCUAUAUAUUAAAAUCAAAAU